Messenger RNA from Chenopodium quinoa (quinoa), 621 nucleotides. RefSeq lists its product as uncharacterized. NCBI's taxonomy places the organism in Eukaryota, Viridiplantae, Streptophyta, Magnoliopsida, Caryophyllales, Amaranthaceae. The coding region runs from base 1 to 621 and encodes 206 amino acids. The transcript has 4 exons. The record is from RefSeq and is a predicted model, not a curated record.
AUGAAGAAGACUUGGAAUAUGGAACAACUUGCAAAGGCUUACAUCAAAAAUGUUGUGAGACUACAUGGAGUUCCUAAGGAUAUCGUUUCUGAUAGGGAUUCCAGCAUGACACCAUUUGAGGCCUUGUAUGGAAGGAAGUGUAGAAGUCCACUAUGUUGGAGUGACAUUAGUGAGACAAUAAUUCUAGGUCCUCAAUUGAUAGAAGAAACCACGAAGCAAGUGAGAGAAAUCCAAGCUAAGAUUCAAGUUGCUCAAGGUAGGCAAAAGAGUUACAUAGAUUUGAAGCGUAAGGAAGAGGAAUUUCAAGUUGGUGAUAAGGUAUUGCUUAAGGUUUUACCAAUGAAAGGAGUUAUGAGAUUUGGAAAGAAAGGGAAAUUGAGUCCAAAGUACAUUGGACCAUAUGAGAUUUUGCAAAGGAUAGGUAAAGUUGCUUAUAGAUUGGCAUUGUCUAUGGACUUUAGUAAGGUACAUGAUGUGUUUCACGUUUCUCAGUUGAGAAGUACACGCAAGAAGGAUGUAAAGAUAGUAAAGGUUUUGUGGUCGAAUCAAGAAACUGAAAAAGCGACAUGGGAAGCUGAGAAUGAAAUGAGAAAGAAGUGCCCAGAAUUGUUUGAGUUUUAG